Messenger RNA from Prionailurus viverrinus (fishing cat), 4768 nucleotides. It is a transcript of the gene SH3RF2, whose product is annotated as SH3 domain containing ring finger 2. The record is from RefSeq and is a predicted model, not a curated record. NCBI's taxonomy places the organism in Eukaryota, Metazoa, Chordata, Mammalia, Carnivora, Felidae. Bases 631 to 2853 code for a protein of 740 amino acids. Gene Ontology annotation, cellular component: nucleoplasm. Gene Ontology annotation, biological process: protein ubiquitination; positive regulation of JNK cascade; negative regulation of apoptotic process. The transcript has 11 exons. Gene Ontology annotation, molecular function: ubiquitin protein ligase activity; protein phosphatase 1 binding.
CCGGGGCCGCAGGAGCGUCCACAUCCGCACCUCCUGGGUGCCCCGCUGGGUGCAGGACCCUGGGCUGGCGGACUUCGCCUCUUCCAGGCCCCGACCCAGACGAGACACGCAGAGCCUGCACGCUGACCCUUCGCCCCGGAAAAGGAGUUUCCGGUCCGCCCUCCCCCGGAAGGCUGAAGAGCGCAGGCUUCAGCCGAGGACCCAGUGAGGACCCCCACGACCUGCGGGCCAGUUCUUCAAGUUCGUCACCUCAGGAGUUGGGGACUUUCCUGAACCAGAUACCUCUCCAGACAACAAGGGCAGAGCAGUACCUGUGCUACCCCGCAGAACAUUCUGGAAGAGUUGCUGAGUGACAUGGUCUUGGCCCCAUUCCCAGAUGCGAGGCCUUCGGGCCUACCUGUGGCCCCUGAGCACCACCCUCAGUUCUUGCUGAGCCCCAACUUGGGCAUCUCUGCUAUUUGCUCAAACUCGGAACCCACUGAAAACCCACCUGAGGAGGCUGUUGGAGCCCGAGGAAGGCAGGAAUUCUGAAGCUCCCGUUAGGAUAGACCUGGAUCUGCCCCCUCGGCUCAGCUCACCCUACCAUGCGGACUUUGCCCCUCCAGGUCAAGAGUGGAGUGUUAAAAUAAAAUGGAUGAUUUGACGUUACUUGAUCUUCUGGAGUGUCCCGUGUGCUUUGAAAAGCUCGAUGUCACAGCCAAAGUCCUCCCUUGCCAGCACACCUUCUGCAAACCAUGUCUCCAGAGGAUUUUCAAGGCCCACAAGGAGCUGAGGUGUCCGGAAUGCAGGACCCUGGUGUUUUGCAGCAUCGAGGCACUGCCAGCCAACCUGCUGCUCGUGCGUCUUCUAGACGGUGUGCGCUCGGGGCAGAGCUUGGGGAGAGGGGGCUCCUUCCGCAGGCCUGGUGUGCUGACCGCGCAGGACGGCAGGAGAGGCAAGAGUAACCCCAGAGCUCUACAGUCCAGCUCUUUCCGGCUGGUGCCUAAUAUCAGAAUCCACAUGGAUGGGGUGCCAAGAGCAAAGGCCUUAUGCAACUACCGAGGGCAGAAUCCCGGUGACCUGAGGUUUAAUAAGGGAGAUGUCAUCCUUCUGCGGAGACAGCUGGAUGAGAACUGGUACCAGGGGGAGAUCAAUGGAAUCAGUGGGAUCUUCCCAGCCAGCUCCGUGGAAGUCAUCAAGCAGCUGCCCCAGCCACCCCCACUCUGCCGGGCCCUCUACAAUUUUGACCUACGAGACAAAGACAAGAGUGAGAGCCAGGACUGCCUGAGCUUCCUCAAGGACGAUAUCAUCACCGUGAUCAGCCGAGUGGAUGAGAACUGGGCAGAAGGCAAGUUAGGAGAUAAAGUCGGCAUCUUCCCAAUCUUGUUUGUAGAGCCCAACCUCACUGCAAGACACCUCCUAGAGAAGAACAAAGGCCGUCAAUCGGUCCACACAAAGAACCUGUCUCUGGUACCCUCAUCCUCCCGAGGCAAAGCAGCCAACACGCCCACCCUCCGCAGGGGCCCUGGGUCCAGGAGGAAAGGGCCCGGGCAGUUCUCCAUCACAACAGCUUUGAACACUCUCAACAGGAUGGUCCAUUCUCCCUCGGGGCGCCAUAUGGUGGAGAUCAGCACCCCAGUGCUCAUCAGCUCCAGCAACCCCUCUGUGAUCACCCAGCACACGGAAAAAGGAGAUAUUCCUCCCAGCUCUGUGGGGCAGGUCAGCACUUACCAUUCCAUACCUGGCUCCCCAGGACAUUCCGCAGCCAUCGUCAAUCUGUCCGGCUCCCAGCAACACCUCUCAGCAAACAUGUUUGUGGCCCUGCACUCCUACUCAGCCCAUGGACCCGAUGAGCUGGACCUACAGAAGGGAGAAGGCAUCAGGGUCCUGGGCAAGUACCCAGACGGCUGGCUCAGGGGCGUCUCCUUGGUCACUGGGCGGGUUGGCACCUUCCCCAACAACUAUGUCAUCCCCAUUUUCAGAAAGACAUCUAGUUUUCCAGAUUCUCGGAGUCCUGGUCUCUACGCCACAUGGACGUUAUCCAACUCCUCUGUGUCCUCCCAAGGCAGCAUUUCAGAAGGUGAUCCCCGGCAGAACCAUCCCUUCAAGUCCGUCUUUGUGCCCACCGCCAUAGUCAACCCCGUGAGGAGCACAACCAGCCCGGGGACUGUAGGACAGGGCUCUCUUCGGAGAUCCGGGAGGAGCAGCAUGAGAAAGAGUAAGUGGUGGCAGAGAGAUGGAUCCCUGCAGAGGCCCGUCCAGUCAGGGAUCCCCGCCCUGGUGGUGGGCUCCCUCAGACGCAGCCCCACCAUGGUGGUACGGCCUCAGCAGUUCCCGUUCUGCCAGCCGCAGGGGGUCCCCCCUGCCCCCUCCACGGUGGUGGCGGCGGAACUGGGACCGCAGCCCACUCCCACCGGGGAGCCUGCCCUCACGUGUGUCAGCAGAGGCGGUGACACCAGGACCCGCUCAGCCGCCAGUUCCCUCAUCAUGGAAGGCAAGGAAAUCCCUGUCAAGAGCGAGCCUCUACCUAAACCACCUGCAUCCGCCCCACCAUCCAUCCUAGUGAAACCAGAAAACUCCAGAAAUGGCAGCGAAAAGCAAGUCAAAACUGUGCGAUUUCAGAAUUACAGCCCUCCUCCGGCCAAACAGUACACCUCCCACCCCACGUCAGGAAAGCCUGAACAGCCUGCCAUCCCAAAGGGGUCCCAGCCCGAAGCCGCCCCCUCAGGCCCAGAGAUGACCGUCCUAUUCGCCCACCGAAGCGGCUGCCAUUCCGGACAGCAGACAGACCUCCGGAGGAAGUCGACUUUGGGCAAGACCACCACCCCAGUGUCCACUGCUUCGGCCACACAGACCGUGUUUCCCAGCAAAUGAAUCUACGGGUGGCUUUUCCCAGACCCCAAAGAGACCCGGUCUUGGUCAUCUUCCCAGGAGGAGCUAGCAACAACCGGGAUGCUGAAGAGCACAAAUGAUCUGCUGGGAUGGAAACUGCUCAGUGGAGAGUUUGUGGACCACGUGAUAUUCCUAUGGACAUCAGGAAUGGUACCGGAAUACCAACAGGCUGGCCUCUGGGACAGAAAGGCAAUAGGAGAAAGAACAAAUCUGUCUUCAUCCAGAGUAUCCGUGGGUGGCGAGCCAGGAUGGGGAAUAGCACAUGAGCCAUGUUCUGUUCCAGGUUACAGCAGAUUCCCACCUCUCCUGGUAGUCUGUUCUGUUGUCAAAGCCAAGCUUUGUCUUGCCAGUUUCUCACACCUUGGCACCUCACUGACAAAUGAGAAGACUAGACUUCAGGUUCCUUCCAGCUCUGUGACUGGCCUGUCUGUGCAGCUCACAUUUGGAGCAGUGCAGGUAGGGGAUGGUAUCACAUUCUCCUCUUGGAUAUUCAAGCCAGAGAAUCCAAUGCUUCUUCACAACACCCCUAGCCUUCACCCCCUCUCCUGACUCCCACCAAGCUUCCUGUGUCCAUCCACCACAUCUUUGUUCUUUUCCAUUCCAAUUUCAUGCUGUCUUUUCCCCCUGACACUCUCUGGUCCAGAGGAUUUCUGUUCCAACAUACUGAUCAAAGAAAUGAGGAAUUGGUACAUAAGGAAUCUCAGAAGAAAAUGAUGAUGUAAUAAUAGAAAUACCACAGAUUACAGUGCGUACAGUGAGGCUAUUUCAAGUCUAAAGAUAUAAAAAUCAAUUAUAACCAUUCAUUCUUUUCUGUUCAGAGUAAGUCAUCCUAAAGGGCAAGUCACUAGAAGAUCUUCUAUGCCUGGUUUAAAAAAAAACUCUAAAAUACAAAUUUUACAUCCAAUGUGGAGCUUGAACUCACAACCCUGAGGUCAAGAGUUGUAUGGUCUGUCUACUGACUGCUCCAGCCAGGCACCCUGACCCUAAAAUACAAAUUUUAAAUUGUCUCUGUUAACUGGAGAGAGACAUGGCACAGAUAAAUGCAAUUUGGAAAUACCCUGAGACUCUGAGCUGUGCAUUUUCAUCUUCUCCUCUAUCUUAAGACAUCAGUGAGAAUUUCUUCAAAGCACAUUCUGCCCUGAUUUUUAAAGACAAUGACAAGAGCACAGCAGUAUUUGGAUAUGUUGGUUGUUUUAGAGUUCAGAAUUAUUAUGUUGCACUGAUACACCUGAGUCUUUCAUCCAACCCUGCUGGUAAGCAGGAGCAGGCAUCAGCCAAACCGUGAGCAGAGUAAGGGAUAGAUUUUGUGGUUACAGAAAUGGUUUCUUCUAUGUGAAGGUGCCACAUGGAGGACUCAACCUAGCACCCAUCUCCUAAUUAAAUGAAUAACUUGGACUUUUUACCACAACCUACUCUCAGCCCUGGUGGAAAGUGGUAAUAAGCAAAAACAUGCCCUGCUGUGUUGGCAGUAUCUGCGAGGUGGUGAGUCAGAAGGCAAGAAGUAGGGAGAGACCACAGAGAGAAUAGUACAGUGAUGACAUUGCCUCUCACACAUGGUCAGUGAUGCUGUUGCCAAUUGUCCAUCAUCCCUUGUCUCCUAACUGCUAUGACUAAAUGUUAGUUCCAUUUCCUCUGGAAUGAGUUCAGGUUUGGUUGGCCCCUCUUUAGCCUCAGCAGCAAAGAAUAUAGAGAUGCCACCUUCAUAUUCUGGAACUGACUUGUUACUACCAUGAGGCCUUGUAGCACACGUAUAAAUAGGUUUCAGUAACUUCAUUUUCCAAGGAAAGUCAUAGAAUGUCAGAGUUGGAAGGAAUUUUACUUUCAUAGAUGAUGUAUGAAAAGGGAAGUAUAGGCAAGCUGCCCAUACAAAAGCAAGCUGCAUAAACUGGGGGGUGGA